This is a messenger RNA of Adineta ricciae, 1869 nucleotides long. The record is from the annotation of a GenBank genome assembly. NCBI's taxonomy places the organism in Eukaryota, Metazoa, Rotifera, Eurotatoria, Adinetida, Adinetidae.
AUGCCUGCGAUACGUUUGUUUAAUCGUCGAUUCAACUUCUCAUCUGAUGAUUUAACAAUUCCAUCGCUAGUUGACAUCACUCUUCGAUUUCCUCUGAUAGUUUUAUUACUCAUUUUUCAUCUGAAAACUCAAUUUUUCGAUUGGUCAUGUUUAACAUUUUUCUCUCUGGUUUAUUUUUAUCCACUGUUGAUUAUUUAUUGUUUAAUAAUGAUCAUUUCGUUGAGUAUUUUCAUCCUGAGUUUACAAGGAACACCUGUAAACUACACUUAUCCACGUCGACAUGUGCCUUUGUUGAUUUACAUUCGUUUAGUUCUGGUUUUGAUGGAUAUUGUGAUGAACAUGUUCGGUUUGAUUAUGUCUAUACGAGAAUUUCACGGAUGUGACAAUCUCUCACGUGGAAUAAUCAUUCUUUCGAUUGGUUACAGUUGUAUCUUAUCGAUAUCAUUGUUAAUCAUGUUGGUUUUCCUUCUGGAUUUGACCGGGAUGGUGAGUGCAGAGAAAAAGUGGGAAAUGCGCAUCAAAUUUCUAUUCUGCUGUGGACGAGGCUAUGGUGGACAAUCGUCAAAUAUCGAAAAUAUCAUCAAGACUCUACAAUAUUUGUUCGACGAUGAAAGAUUUGAUCUAGUUGCCAGUGAUUUCGCCGCUGGUCUUGUUCUUUUACAACAAGAAGACUUGUAUGAAGAACGUUCGAUCGAUAUUUACGAAAGUGUUCCUUUACAAUUGAUCAAAGAUGGUCUUUAUUACAACUCCUACGCACAAUCAGCAUUUGGAUGGUUUUCAUUGGCAUAUCAAUAUCGAAUGACAUUUCUUCCGCGAAUUUGUUUUGCUAUGCGAUUUCGAACGAUUGGGUUUUGUUGUUCCUGUUGUUGUGGAUUAGCCUGUUGUCAAAACGAAGAUAGUUACUACGAUCCUUGCGGCGGUCAAUAUCGAACAUUACAAUAUCUAUUACGAAAACAAAAACCGAUCAUUUUAUACGCGAACUUUUUCGGUGCUUUCGGUCGCGCUCCGUUUUAUAUCGCUGCUGAUAAGGAGAAAAAGACGAUUAUCAUUUCGAUUCGUGGAACAUUAAGUGCGACUGAUGUUCUGACCGAUAUUAAUGCAGCAGAAGAUAUUCUCGAAACGGAAUUAUUUGGAAGUGGAUAUUGUCAUAGUGGUAUGCAUUCAGCUGCGAAAUAUAUUCGUGAUGAAAUAUGUCAACGUUUAAUCGACAUAUUUGUUAAGUACCCAGAUUAUUCAUUGAUUUUAUGUGGAUAUUCACUUGGCGCGGGAGUCGCUUGUAUUCUUUCGAUUUUGUUGAAAUCUUCUUAUCCACAUUUGAAAUGUUAUGGCAUUGCCAUGCCCGGUUCGGUUCUAUCGGAAAAUUUGAUUUUAUCAACGCGUGAUUUUAUUUAUUCGUAUGUUGUGGAUGUGGACAUGAUUGCGCGUGCAUCACUUCGUUCAUUGGAACAAUUACGAGAUCGGAUAUUGAUUGCUUUGAAUAAAUGUGAUCGAAAUAAAUUUCGUGUUUUAACAACAACGUUCGUUGGAACAUUGACAAAACGUCGACAAGUAUUCCAUUCGAUUAGUAAUGAUUCUGAUCGAACAAAUUUAUCAUUAAAUACUAAUUCAACUAUCUCACAACUCGUUUCAACUGAUCAGUCAGUUGAAAGAGUGGAUUUACUUUUACCUGGAACGAUUAUUCAUCUAUAUUCGACUGAUCGUGUGGGAUUAUUUACAAGAAAAGCGUCAUAUCGUGCUUGCCUUAGUCAUUAUAACAAUUUCAACCAUUUGAUCGUUCAUCCACGAAUGUGGUUUGAUCAUUUUCCAGCAUCGUAUAGUACAGCAUUCGCUGAUGUCAUUGAAAAUUCAGAAAAUUCUUCGCCAAUAUAA